UGGCUGCCAUUUCUUGACGAACCCGGAAGUUGCCGCUGCUGUUUCUGUUUACAGUCGGCACGAGUUUGGCGGUUUGCUGCAGCUCGAGUUUUUAAAACAAAAUGAGCGAAACACAGAACGGAGCGGUGGUUGACGGAAUCUCGGUGCACAAUUUCUCGGAGAAGAUUUUGGAGCAGGUUGUCCAUUUUCACGUGAUGAAGCUCAGCGGCGGGUUUUUCCUCUGGGUCGGUUCAAGUCCGGUCCUGUCCAACCUGGCGGUGUCGAUGAGCAGCAAAUAUGAUUCGAUGCCAUUAUCCACAUUAGUCAUGGGGGACCCAUCCAACACUGCUGCAAACUCUUUGUCACAGAGAUUAGCAAAGAAGACCAAAAAGCAAGUAUUUGUGAGUUACAGUCUCCCAAUGACGGACUCCAACCUCAGUCUCUUGGUGGAGAACAGGAUCAAAAAGGAGCUGGAGCUUCACCCUGAACACUUCUGAACAUGUUUUAUCCUUUACUGAGCGUCUUUUGUUUUGGAACUGAGGACUUCUGGGAUGGGGGGAGAAAACACGGCAGGUCCUCCUCCUAUUUGGACUAAAAUACUCCCACACAAUAACCACACAACAGUCACAUCGAGUGUUCUUUUAUUGACAUAAUAAAUUAAGUGGUUUAUUAUCAAAACAUGUAGGCCUAUGGCUUUUUGUACAAAUGCAUCAUAUUAAAAAAAUAACACUUAGAAAACAGCA
Messenger RNA from Lates calcarifer (barramundi perch), 722 nucleotides. It is a transcript of the gene psmg4, whose product is annotated as proteasome (prosome, macropain) assembly chaperone 4. The record is from RefSeq and is a predicted model, not a curated record. The transcript has 3 exons. Gene Ontology annotation, biological process: proteasome assembly. Bases 102 to 476 code for a protein of 124 amino acids. Lineage: Eukaryota; Metazoa; Chordata; Actinopteri; Centropomidae.